Messenger RNA from Macrosiphum euphorbiae (potato aphid), 381 nucleotides. The record is from the annotation of a GenBank genome assembly. NCBI's taxonomy places the organism in Eukaryota, Metazoa, Arthropoda, Insecta, Hemiptera, Aphididae.
AUGGAAGAAGCUUUAGAAGAAAUUUCAAACGAUCUUGAACAAAAAGACAUUGUUAAAAUCGAAUCCAAAAAACUCAAUGAAUCAAUGUGUACACUUGAAGUGGCAUUUUAUGCAAAUUUUUGGAAUGACAUUUUAGAGAGGUUUGAUUUAACAAGCCAUCUUUCACAAGACCCGAAAAUAGUUCUUCAAACUGCUGUAAAUGCCCUAAAUUCUCUUUUAUCAUAUUUUGUUCAAGAAAUACGAAAUAAAUAUGAAGAGUACGAAGAAAAAGCAAAACAAAUGUCAGGAUUAAAAGAUUAUGCGCCAAUUCGUUAUCGGAAAAAAAAUGUGAGGCUCAAUUCGUUAAAUAAUAAUCAAACAGCCGCAACUCAGUUAAUUUAG